Molecule: messenger RNA, 3832 nt
Organism: Caenorhabditis sp. 36 PRJEB53466
Lineage: Eukaryota; Metazoa; Nematoda; Chromadorea; Rhabditida; Rhabditidae
Source: the annotation of a GenBank genome assembly
AUGUUGCGUACUUACAAAGUUUAUUACGUCAAGGUACGUGGUUUGACUGGUUACGAAAAGUCAGGUAGUCUUAGGCAUUGAGCACAGAGAUAUACGUAACUAGGGAAUUACUUUAUGGCCUUAGAGAUUUUUAUAAGAAUAAAAUAUGGUGAACAUUUACCCAUUUUAGGAUUCAGCUAAAUGUCUGUGGAAAAUUCUAAAAAACAUUAUUGUUCUUUUAUUUUUUUUCUUUGACAAAGUUAUUUUUUUUUGUAAGCGAAUGGCCCUUCCGACUCCCUAAAAGUAGCAUUGAUCAAAAUUGCAUAAGCUGGUAUCAUUGGGAGGGUACUCCGCUCACAAAAAAGUUAAUUUUGUCAAAAUACGUCUCACCUCUCAAUAUGAGACAUUAAUGAUCGGGAUCAUUUUCGUGAACUUUGGACAUCCACGGAACAUUACCCGAAUCUCAUUAGUAAGCUGUCGCGACCAGAAAUAAAUUAAAUGCUCAUAUCGCUCUUUUUCUCUCCCAAAUUUGCAAUUCCCCUCACGUUCAAAGAGCACUCUGACCCAGUUUUUGAUGAUCGGUCAAUGAGAGAAAGGAAAAGAACUCGCGCAAGUGUUUCACUAGAUUGCAUCGGAACCGACAUUUUGAUGGAAGAAAAAGCAAAUUAGGCUGACGGAUGGAUCCGAACAGUAAUUAAGAGGAUGCUAGAGUUCAAGGCGAGAUCGGAACCGCUUGUCUGAGAUAGCGCGGGGCAUGUGAAAGUAAGACUUGAAUUAGGUGAAUACAUACACAUUAGGCGCGAUGCAAAAGGUGAGCUACUAUGAAUUCCAGGGUUGCCCACAACUGGAAAAUUAUUUUCAGAACGUUUUCGGAAGCACGUUCUUCCUUGUUGUUAUGUCCUUCCUCACACACAUUGGUCACAAGAGGGAGCAGGCAACGAACACACUGUCUUGCUUGAGCCAGCAUUAUUCUGAUGUCAGUCUGGCAAGAUUACAAAGUUUUCCGAACAUGAUGCAGGUUUGAUUAUUCUCAAUAGUAUUUCGCUAGAUUAACUGUUUAGGAGAUUGCAAAUAUUGAGGACAAUAUGGGGAUCAUAUUGCUUAAUCAGGUGGUUUCGCUCAAAUGAUUUUUUUCAACAUUUUCUUAGUUUUCAGCAUGCCAUGAACAUCACUCUCAACUGGUUGUGCAACCUAAAAGCAUUUCACGACCCGACAAUACUAGAGAGCAUUAUCGUUUUUGCAAUGGAUAAUCAUUCCUAUCAGGUUCUCUCGAUGCUUUGGCCAUCAAUAAGGGUCUUCAAAUUGGAUCUCCCUUCUGUGGUACUAUUAGCAAUUCAAUAGAUUCACACAAAACUGUUUUCAGUCUGAACCAUUUCGAGUCGGUCACUGUCAAUAUCAAUUAUUCCAACUGUUACGUGCAAAUCUUGCUACAAUGUUCUCAAUGAUGAACAAAUCGUUCUGGAUGCUGCAGCCAGACACGUAUUGGCGCGAAAAUUUAUUCGACUUAUUUGGUAGGUGAAAGAUGGAAGCAUUCCAAAGUAUUCUAAACACAAACAUACAGACGUCACACAAAAUGAUGCGACCGAUGUUUAUCUAGACGUCGAGGGAGAAUCCGUUUUAUCGUCGAGGAUGAUUGCAGGCGGCAAUUUUCACGUUCGAGCCUCCACGGCUUCGACUCUUUUUUUUUAUCAGUUGAGCACAGAGAUACGGUAAGAGAUGUCAAAAAGUUCCCUGAAAAUAUGACUAGGUGAUAAGAUGACGGAGUGUAAACUGUCUUAUCAACAACAAAACAGUAAUUCCUCAAUACCCAUUCAAAGCUGAUUAAACUUCAUCGAGAAAUAGUACCGGUUUUUCAGAGAACGAUACACAACGGAUAAUAACAUAAUGGGUGCAAUGUGCGCCCAAGGAUUCGCAUCUGUAAAGUGCGAGUUCAUCCCAUACCACACAAUAUCGAAUUGGAGAUGGAAGAACAAAAACCUAAAACCAGCACUGAUGCAAUUCGAUAGUCUUAUACUUCCUGGUACACUCGGGAAAUUGGAGAGGUAUUCAGUUAUAGCUGUCUGAAAGGGACUAUUAUAACUGGUUUGCAGGAUGCAUCAAGUGGGGGCAAAGUUCAUCCAUCCAGACGGAUCGUGUCUUUUGCUCGAAUCCGCGAAUGUUUCCUCACUCGUCGUGUUUGAUGACACGUUAUCUCACGUCCUUUUCCCUCCUUGUUUUCAUUUCUUUCAUGUUGCUCACGGUUUCUGCGAGUCUCUUUGCCAUUUCUUCCCCUCAAUUGUUGAUUUUCUCCUAGGAACGGUUUUCCCCAAUUAUGCCUACUUUUUAAUUUAAUUAGCCGCCUCAGCAGCAACCAAACAGUUCUCUUCCUCUUCUCCCCCCACUCACUUCUCAUUUCCAUACCGACAAGAACAGAAGCAAAAAACCAGUAUAUGCUGUAAGUACGAGAUUCGAAAUAAAGAUAUACUCAGUCGUAUAAAUCCCAACUGAAUCCGAACACCAACACACAUUAUGCGGUCCUUUUUAUUCGUAUUGCUUGUUGCGAUCGUUCAUUUGGCUACGGCGGCUGAGGAAUACAAGAGCCAGAGUGCCUAUCCGGAAAGUGCUCCUACCGUACCUCCGCCACCGCCACCGAAUGCUGUUCCCUACGUAGCACAGUCCGCAAACCCUCCACCUCCUCCAGCGCCAGCCCCUGCUCCAGCGUCUGCAUACCUGGAAUCUGCUCCACCACCGCCACCUCUCGUACCAGCGCCACAUCCUGCUCCGGUCGCCGCAGCUCUACCAGUCGCCUACCCAGCACCUGCUUACAUUGAGCAUUCUGCUCCACCACCGCCACCGCCACCACCAGCUCCGCACCCGACUUAUGUGGAACAUUCCGCGCCUCAACCACCGUACCCGCAGCCACAACAUACGUACAAUGCGGGUCCGCGGCAACAAUAUCCUCAACAGGCAGAGGAGGGCUACCAACAGACUACCCCGGCUUAUCCUAAAUUUGUAAGUUGACCAGUUUACAUUCAAACGAGUAACCUUUUUGCAGCAUUACGCCAGUUAUCCACCGCCAACAACCCAUAGACCGUACCCAUAUCCCAGUUACGAAGUUCUUCCACAUCAUGAAGAGGAUUAUAGAGUGAGUAGAGUGAAUUAAAGAUUUUUUCAUAAUACGUUUCUAGCCACGAACAUCACCCCGACGUACAACAACUACCACUACUCCCAAGCCAAAAACGCACAAACCACGACCAGGAUCGGAUACCGAGUACAACUACCCGGAAAGAAAUCUUCCCCUCAAAGGAUGUUUCUAUAACGACCAUGGUUAUGCGUGUUGUAAUCUCCUUUUGCAAAACAAAAUGGAAGAGUUGGCGGACGUAUGUGACUGACUUUGUUUGUAGUUAUGGAAAAAAUGUCUGUGUACAUGUCCUAGAUAGAUUUUCCGAAUGUUUGUCUGGCAAUCGAGACGAAUUGUGUCGAACAAACCACAUUAUUUCAGGAGUUGUUGAACAACGGAACAUUCCAUCGAUGCAAUGUUCAGAAACUGGCCAACGACCUACAGGCCAAGUGCGAGUCGGCGUAAGACUUCCAUUUCCUGCUGCCGCCGAACAAACAUGUCAUCACAUUUCCAGAUUCGACGAGGAUUUCGAAGCAGUCGUCGGUCUGUCAGAUUUUGCCGAAAGAAUUCAUUUCCGCGAGCAUUAUGUAUGCAAAAUCGAAGUGAAUGGAAGGUUUUGCCUUUAUAAUUCCCGAGGCGUCUAUUCAUGCAAGUUUCUUCAGAUACAUGCUUGCCUGGGCCACUCCGGACGAUCGUCGUGGGCUUCGCGCGAAAAGAGGAUCCGACGACGAGAUUCAUGAAUACAAUUUCUAG